Patiria miniata (bat star) is the source of this 856-nucleotide messenger RNA. RefSeq names its product probable isocitrate dehydrogenase [NAD] subunit alpha, mitochondrial. The transcript is spliced from 7 exons. NCBI's taxonomy places the organism in Eukaryota, Metazoa, Echinodermata, Asteroidea, Valvatida, Asterinidae. The record is from RefSeq and is a predicted model, not a curated record. Gene Ontology annotation, cellular component: mitochondrion. Gene Ontology annotation, biological process: tricarboxylic acid cycle; isocitrate metabolic process. Bases 120 to 779 code for a protein of 219 amino acids. Gene Ontology annotation, molecular function: isocitrate dehydrogenase (NAD+) activity.
AAAAAAAAAAAUUGCUGACCGGCGCAUGCGGCACUCUCCUCGACCCCGCGUCACACUCGUAUCUUUAGGAUUUUUGGUGGGGACGUGGUUGAAACUUCACCACUUUCAAGACAUGCAAGAUGGCGGCUCGCAUGUCGUGCAUGUGGCGAUACGCGGCACCAAGCAUCAAAAGGUUGGUUGGUACCGGUAGAAGAUACUUCUCGCAAGAGCCGAAAACUGUUACACUCAUCCCAGGAGAUGGCAUUGGCCCUGAAAUAUCAGCGUCAGUGCAGCAAAUAUUUGCUGCUGCAGAGGUUCCUAUUGUCUGGGAGUCGGUGGAUGUGACCCCAGUUCGAGGACCUGAUGGCAAGACAAGGAUACCUCCUGAAGCCAUCGACAGCAUGGGAAGGACCAAGCUGGGUUUAAAGGGGCCCCUGGCCACACCAGUUGGCAAGGGCCACAUGAGUCUCAAUCUGGCUCUGCGCAAAGAGUUUAAUCUGUAUGCCAAUGUCAGGCCCUGCAAGUCAAUAGAUGGGUACAAGACACCAUAUGAUAAUGUGGACUUGGUAACAAUCCGAGAGAACACAGAAGGAGAAUACAGUGGUAUUGAACAUGUGAUUGUUGAAGGUGUUGUCCAGAGCAUUAAGCUAAUCACUGAACCUGCCUCAAGAAGGGUGGCCGAGUUUGCCUUUGAGUUUGCCAAGGCUAACAACAGACAGACAGUCACUGCAGUGCACAAAGCUAAUAUCAUGAGGAUGUCAGAUGGUCUGUUUUCUCCAGUGCUGCAGAGAAGAAGCUGAGAAGCACAGGGACAUCAGAUUCAGGGAGAUGUAUCUGGACACAGUCUGUCUCAAUGUGAGAACUCUUUCCUUUCACU